AUGCUCCCCUCGAACUCGAGAUGCGCCGAAGGUGAUGGCGGUGAUGCCUGUCUGGUCCCGGGCUUCCAGAAGCAUCAUGCCUCGACGUCGUGGGCCGCUCUCGCUUUCUCCUCCGUCCCCUUACUGAUGACUUUCGUCGCUGUUGCGAUUGUCGUACACCAUAAAUUGUUUCCUGUCAUUGCUGGUCUGCAGAAUUCGAAGGCGGGGGAGGAACAUUAUCUCCCUUCGAAUGCGCCGGACUUUUUGAGGCAAAGACAUGAGGAGCAGGGGAAGAAGGAUGGGAGGAGGAGGGUUGUUGCGGGCGCGUUUUCGGCGACGAUUGCGUUGGCUGCUGUGCUUGCGGAGUUGAUACUCUGUGAAAUAUCGAACACGCUGAAUGCCUCCGCGAGGUCCCUUGCGCUCAAGGCAACGGUACCAACGCUACUCUUUCUUCUGAUUAUACUUGUACCCUUUCUCGAACUACAAUCGAUUGUCUCUGGGUCCGGGUGGAGUUUUCAAAGGACCGCGAAUGGUAACUUUCCUAGGACGGCUUGGGGUUUGCAACUUAUUGGGUUUACAUUGUGGAUAGCUUGCUUUUGGUGGUUGGGAAAGGGAAUACCCGGAACGUAUAUACACAAGAUGGCCUCUCAGCCAGGAAAGGGACUGAGUGAGGCUUCCUUAGAAAGAGUAGGAGUUAUAGGGAUAUCAUUGAUGGCAUUACUUUCUGGUUUUGCUGCCGUUACAAAUCCAUGGCAGACGUUUGGAAUCAAAACCCGGCCGGUUACGGAAGCAGAUGUCAAUCGAAAACAAGCAGGACUUGAUGCUACGAAUGACAUGCUCGCAUCCAAGAAAAGCCGUCUCCGCGCUCUUCAACGCAAAGCCCAAGAUACACCAGCAGAAGGCUUCAUGACCAAAGUUCUAGGCACUAUCCGCGGCUCCCCGGAAGCCCAAGAAAUCAAAGCCCUAGAACUCGAAAUCAAUGGCUUAACUUCCAUGGCUCUAAGUCUCUCGACCUCUCUCUCAGUCCUACAAAAUCGCCUGGCAUUCAGCCAAAGAGCUUCUUCCCCUCUAGGAAAACUAUUCCUCACACCUGCAUCCUAUGGCUUUUCCAUCUACUGCAUUUACCGCAUCCUCACCACAACAAUUUCCACCAUCCGCCGCGCAUUCUUCCCCUCCGACGCCUCUUUCACAUCUUCCGCUACCGACCCCAUAAACCGCAUCCUCUCCCUACUAGCAAAACACGUCGACCCAACCCUCGACCAACUUGCCUGGUCCCGGCAAAUCUCCUUCCUCCUCUCCGGCGUCAUCCUCCUCGCCUCCUUCAACUCAGUCCUCCAAACCUUCCACAUGAUCACCAAACUCUCCCCCUCCCUCCUCUACCACGCGCAAACCAACCUCGCUCUCAUCAUCGCGCAGAUCAGCGCGACAUAUGUGAUUUCCAGCGCCCUAUUGCUGCGGAGUGAUCUCCCGAGCGAGAUGAAGAGCGUGAUUAGUGAGGCCCUGGGGAGCCCGCUGGAACCGGGGUUCGUGGAACGCUGGUUUGAUGGCUGGUUUAUGGUUGCGAGUUUGGCGACGGCGGUGGGGAUUUGGGUUGGACGGCAGAUGGGGGGCUGGGGGGAGGGGGAGGAGUGGGAGUUGUAUGAUGGGGAUUUGGAGGUGGGGGAGAAGAGGAGUUGA
Molecule: messenger RNA, 1656 nt
Organism: Hymenoscyphus albidus
Lineage: Eukaryota; Fungi; Ascomycota; Leotiomycetes; Helotiales; Helotiaceae
Source: the annotation of a GenBank genome assembly